Pseudopodoces humilis (Tibetan ground-tit) is the source of this 6766-nucleotide messenger RNA. Lineage: Eukaryota; Metazoa; Chordata; Aves; Passeriformes; Paridae. The record is from RefSeq and is a predicted model, not a curated record.
UUUUCUGUCGCAUUAUUCCAGAGCAUCAGUAGUUUUUAUGGCUGUAGUCUCCAUUGAAACAUUUGCCAAUGAUCCUUUUGGAGAUACAAAUACUUCUCUGGAUCAAAAAUUGUAUUUUGUGGAAACAGCUUAAAAUAAAUUACACUCCAUGGUUUCUGCCCUCUUCAAGAGCCUGAUCUCAUCUUAUCUAUAUAAGAUUUGCAAAGGAAUGUUUACAAAGAAAUUGGGAAACAGUACAAAAAGGAAAGAGAGUUGUCAGAGCAAAAAGGAACAAGACUUAACUCAGAUUGGACAAACAAAAAAUCCAAAAUUUUCAAAUACUUUAAAAAGCACCGUUAAAAAGAUUGCCAAGUGCCCAUCUGCUCGCAACUUGUCAACUGAAGAAGAGGAAAGCAAUAGAGAAUUUUCACUUUCUCCAACAUUCAGUUACAGAGUUGCUAUUGCCAAUGGACUGCAAAGACAUAUUUUUGUAGCAAACACUAAUAAUGAUGAUUUAGUUCAAGACCUGUCUUCAAAUGAUAGCUCAUGUUCUGAGUCAUUAAGUGAAGUAAAAACUAAUAGCAAGAAAAACGAAUACUUAUCCCACACAAUGCCUGUGAGACGCAACAGGAAAAGCUUGAGCAGCCUCGCGGCCUCUGAUGGGAGUUCGGAUGGAGAACGCACUUUACACACGCUGAAGCUGGGAGCCCUACGAAAACUAAGGAAGUGGAAAAAGAGCCAAGAAUGUGUCUCAUCAGACUCAGAGCUAAGUUCUUGGAGGAAAACAUGGGGAUUAAGAAGUAAAUCUUUGGACAGAACUGGCCGUCACCAGAAAUCAAAUACCCUUGAACCUGGCUUUAGUUCGACAGGUUGUAUUAGCCAAACCCACGAUGUUAUGGAAAUGAUCUUUAAAGAGCUUCAGGGAAUAAGUCAAAUUGAAACAGAACUCUCUGAAUUAAGAGGGCAUGUUAAUGCUCUGAAACAAUCAAUUGAUGAAAUUUCUAGUAGUGUAGAAGUUGUGCAAAAUGAAAUUGAACAAUUGCGAACUGGAUUUGUGCAGUCCAGAAGAGAAACACGGGACAUACAUGACUACAUUAAGCAGAUAGGCCAUCCAGGAAACAAAGCAAGUCUUAGGUUUCUAAAUGUGCCUGAAGAGCGGCUUGAAAAAGCUGAAAGCAUAGUUUACAAAAUAUUAAUGGAAAAAAUGGGAUUCUCAGAGGCACAAAGCAUUAUUAAAAUUGAGUUUGCCCAAAGGCUUGGGCAGCAAAGAGACUGUCCAAAUGCAAAGCCAAGACCCAUUCUUGUUUACUUUGAGUCAUCACAACAGAGAGAUCUGAUUUUAAAAAAGUCUUAUAAACUUAAGGGAACUGGUAUUGGAAUUUCCACAGAUAUAUUUUCCCAUGAAAUAAAAGAUAAAAAAGAAAGAGGACUGCCUUCUUCUCAGACAUAUGAAAGCAUGGAUAUGAAACUUUUAACUGUGGAGACAAAAUCUAAAAUGCAUGACUGGGAGUCACCUGACAGUGAUAAAGACUUGGAAUCAGAUAUAAAUAAGAACAGUUAUGCAAAAAUAUCUAAAUCAGCACUUCAGAUAAAAACAAGCACUACAAAAGGGACUACAGAGUCCCCAAACACUGAAGACCUUGACAGAACUACUGACAAUAGCACCUUUUCACAUAGAAGAAGUUAUGACAAUCAGUCACCAGAAUUUGACACUAUGGAAAAACAAUCAAAGACUUAUUAUUCAGAUGUGACUCCUUUAUGGCAUUUACAGAAUGACUUUGCAACACCAAAGCUUAGCCGUUCAGAAUCAGACUUCUCAAAAUUGUGUCAGUCUUACUCUGAGGAUUUUUCAGAAAGCCAGUAUUUCAGCAGAACAAAUGGCGGUUCAUUGCUGUCUUCCUCUGAUCGAGAACUUUGGCAGCGAAAGCAAGAUGAUUCUCUAAACUGGUAUGGCAGUUCCCAGGAGCAGACUUUUGCCCAAGACAUGCAACAGUAUCCAGAGCAAAAUGAAGCAGGGAACAUAGAAGGUAGUGGAGUAAGCAAUGGAAUAAUCUGUGUAUCUGGAGACAUAAACCAUUAUGAUGAUAGUCAGCAUUCUUUACAGGAUGAUCUCUCCCCAUGGAAAAACUGGAAUCAGUUGGAACAAGGGGCAGAUUUGGGCCUAGACUCAUCCACGCAGGAAGUUUUUGUGUAUGACAUGAGCAGCCCUUCAGAUCAACAGACAGAUUUUGGAAAGGGUCAAAGUUCUGACCUCCAGUAUGAUACUGAAAGCUAUGAUUUCACUCUAGAUGGUACUUCACCAUCGUGUCCAGGCCUUGACAGCGAAACACAAAGUCAGUGGACUGGUCAAUAUGAUGAUUAUCAGGAAACAAAUUCUAUCUCCUCUUAUCAGAAUCAAAACAGAUUGCCUAUGAUGUACCGAAGUCAAAGUGAACUACCAAGUGAUGACUCAGAGGAAACCGCCCCUAAAUCAUGGCACAGCAGAUUAAGCAUAGACCUUUCUGAUAAGACUUUCAGCUUUCCUAAAUUUGGAUCUACACUUCAGCGUGCUAAGUCCGCUUUAGAAGUAGUCUGGAAUAAAAGUACACAAAGUUUAAGCGGGUAUGAAGACAGCGGAUCCUCUUUUAUGGGAAGGUUUAGAACAUUAUCUCAGUCUACUGCAAAUGAAUCAAGUACAACACUUGAUUCUGAUGUUUAUGCUGAGCCUUAUUGCUACAAAGCAGAGUAUGAGGAAGAAUUAAUUGAGCCAUCUGGUGAGAAUGAAACAGACUAUGUAGAAGUAAUGGAACAAGUCCUUGCUAAACUAGAAAAUAGAACUAAUAGUAGUGAAACUAGUGAGCAGGUCCAAGAGUUUGAAUUGGACCAGUCUUUGUAUGAAACUCCAUAUGAAAUGCUACCAGAGGAACAAUAUGACGCACAGUUUGACAGUGUGAUCAGUGAAGAUAUAUUGGAAGUUGAAGGUGACAUGGCUCCUGAAGUAGAAAUAAGGGAGGAUGAAAAUCAGAAUGUUCCAGAGAUGAUUACUGAAGUUACUGAAAUUCCAAAGAAGAAAAGAAUACGACCCUCAUUUAAGGAAGCUGCUUUAAAAGCAUACAAGAAACAAAUGAGUGAUUUGGAGGAGAAGAUCCUUGCUGGAGAUAGCGGUUCUGUGGAUGAAAAGGCUCAGUUAGUAAGUGCAAGUUCCUUAGAUGCUUCCAAGCUUUAUGCAGUCCAAGCAUUUGCUGGUCGUGGACUGUAUGGAAUUGACAGCAUGCCAGACCUGCGAAGAAAGAAAUCUUUUCCCAUUGUUCGAGAUGUGGCUAUGACACUUGCAGCUCGAAAAUCUGGUAUUUCCAUGGCCAUGCUCAUCCGGACCUCCAUAAACACUGAUGAAAUGAAAAUGCAUGUCUUCAAGAAGACUCUGCAGGCUUUGAUCUAUCCAAUAUCAUCAACUACACCUCAUAACUUUGAAAUUUGGACAGCUACAACUCCCACAUACUGUUAUGAAUGUGAAGGCCUCCUUUGGGGCAUAGCCAGACAAGGCAUGAGAUGCACUGAAUGUGGUGUCAAAUGCCAUGAGAAGUGCCAAGACCUCCUAAAUGCUGACUGUUUGCAAAGAGCAGCCGAGAAAAGUUCCAAACAUGGUGCAGAAGACAAAACACAGAAUAUUAUUAGUGCUAUGAAAGAAAGAAUGAAGAUUAGAGAGAAAAAUAGACCAGAGGUGUUUGAAGUGAUCCAGGAAAUGUUUAAUAUUUCUAAAGAAGAUUUUGUACAAUAUACAAAAGCAGCAAAACAAAGUGUUUUGGAUGGAACAUCCAAAUGGUCAGCAAAAAUAACUAUCACAGUUCUUUGUGCUCAGGGCUUACAGGCUAAGGACAAAACUGGCUCAAGUGACCCUUAUGUUACAGUGCAAGUUGGCAAAAACAAGCGAAGAACAAAAACUAUUUUUGGAAACUUGAAUCCAGUAUGGGAUGAAAAAUUCUAUUUUGAAUGUCAUAACUCUACAGACAGAAUAAAAGUAAGAGUAUGGGAUGAAGAUGAUGAUAUCAAAUCUAGAGUAAAACAGCAUUUCAAAAAGGAAUCAGAUGACUUCCUCGGGCAAACAAUCAUUGAAGUAAGAACACUGAGUGGAGAAAUGGAUGUAUGGUAUAAUUUAGAAAAGCGAACAGAUAAAUCGGCUGUCUCUGGUGCCAUUAGACUGAAAAUCAAUGUUGAAAUUGAAGGAGAGGAGAAAGUUGCUCCCUAUCAUGUGCAGUACACCUGUCUACAUGAGAAUCUGUUCCAUUACUUGACGGAAGUUAAGUCUAACGGUGUGGUGAAGAUCCCUGAAGUGAAGGGCGAUGAGGCCUGGAAGGUGUACUUCGAUGAUGCUGCCCAAGAAAUUGUGGAUGAGUUUGCAAUGCGCUACGGAAUUGAAUAUAUUUAUCAAGCUAUGACGCACUUUUCCUGCCUCUCUUCUAAAUACAUGUGCCCUGGUGUUCCAGCAGUUAUGAGUACGUUGUUGGCCAAUAUAAAUGCUUUCUAUGCUCAUACAACGGCAGCAACAAAUGUAUCUGCCUCAGAUCGCUUUGCUGCUACUAACUUUGGGAGAGAAAAGUUCAUAAAGCUGCUGGAUCAAUUGCACAAUUCUCUGAGGAUUGAUUUAUCUAAAUACAGGGAUAAUUUUCCUGCCAGCAAUUCUGAAAGACUCCAAGAUCUGAAAUCAACUGUGGACCUGCUAACCAGCAUCACUUUUUUUCGGAUGAAGGUCCUGGAAUUGCAGAGCCCCCCUCGAGCCAGUACUGUGGUGAAAGACUGUGUAAGAGCCUGCCUGGAUUCAACUUAUAAAUACAUUUUUGACAAUUGCUAUGAUCUCUAUUCCCAAUUAGUGGAUCAGAGUAAGAAACAAGAAGUUCCUAAAGAAGAACAGGGACCAACAACAAAGAAUUUGGAUUUCUGGGCACAGCUUAUUACUCUGAUGGUCACCAUUAUAGAUGAAGAUAAAACAGCAUAUACACCAAUCUUGAACCAAUUCCCUCAAGAGCUGAACAUGGGAAAAAUCAGUGCUGAAAUCAUGUGGACUCUGUUUGCCCAGGACAUGAAAUAUGCUCUGGAAGAACAUGAAAAGCAGCGAUUAUGCAAAAGCACAGAUUAUAUGAAUUUGCACUUCAAAGUGAAAUGGUUUUAUAAUGAAUAUGUGAGAGAACUCUCUGCUUUCAAGGAUGCAGUGCCUGAAUACUCUCUGUGGUUUGAACCAUUUGUCAUUCAGUGGCUGGAUGAAAAUGAGGAUGUCUCAAUGGAAUUUCUUCAUGGAGCACUAGAAAGAGACAAAAAAGAUGGGUUUCAGCAAACAUCAGAUCAUGCCCUCUUCUCUUGUUCUGUGGUUGAUGUCUUCACACAGCUCAAUCAAAGCUUUGAGAUUAUUAGGAAAUUGGAGUGUCCUAAUCCAGAAGCACUAUCUCAUUUAAUGAGAAGGUUUGCAAAGACCAUCAACAAAGUACUUGUUCAGUAUGCUGCAAUCAUUUCAAGUUACUUCAGCUCCUAUUGUGAUAAAGAAAAUGUGGCCUGUAUCUUGAUGAACAACAUUCAGCAAUUAAGAGUCCAGCUUGAGAAAAUGUUUGAGUCCAUGGGAGGGAAGGAGUUGGAUGCUGAAGCUAGUGUUGUUCUAAAAGAACUUCAGGUGAAACUUAGCAAUGUAUUGGAUGAACUCAGUGUAACAUAUGCUGCAAGUUUCCAAUUUGUUGUUGAAGAUUGUGUGAGACAAAUGAGCAAUGAACUGAAUCAAAUGAGAGGAAAUGGGAAUGCAGCAGCCAAUAAGAACAGCGCAGCCAUUGAUGCUGAGAUUGUGCUUCGGCCUCUCAUGGAUUCCCUGGACAAAACUUUAAGUGUCUCUGCAAAAAUCUGUGAGAAGACAGUUCUGAAAAGAGUUUUGAAAGAGCUCUGGAAGUUAGUCUUAAACAAAAUAGAAAAGCAAAUUGUGCUUCCACCACUGACAGAUCAAACUGGGCCCCAGAUGAUAUUCAGUGCAGCCAAAGAUCUUGGACAACUGUCAAAACUCAAGGACCACGUGAUCCGAGAGGAAGCCAAAAGCCUGACCCUGAGGCAGUGUGCAAUAAUGGACGUGGCACUAGUGACUAUAAAGCAAUAUUUCCAUGCUGGAGGAAGUGGGCUGAAAAAGAAUUUCCUGGAAAAGAGCCCAGACCUACAGUCCCUCAAAUACGCUCUCAGCCUUUACACACAAACUACUGACGCCUUGAUAAAGAAGUUUAUAGCCACACAAACUUCUCAGAGUCAAACUGCUAAUAAUUCAGUGGGUGAGAUAUCUGUACAGGUGGAUGUCUCUACCCAUCCUGGAACUGGUGAGCAUAAAGUCACUGUGAAAGUUGUAGCAAUUAAUAACCUAAACUGGCAAACAACAGCUAUGUUCCGGCCCUUCGUGGAAGUUUGUAUAUUGGGUCCUAAAUUAAGUGACAAGAAAAGAAAACAUGGAACAAAGACAAAGAGCAACACCUGGUCACCAAAGUACAAUGAAACUUUCCAAUUCCUGCUGAGUAACGAAGAUAAGCCGGGAGCCUACGAGCUUCACCUGUCAGUGAAGGAUUAUUGCUUUGCGCGGGAAGAUCGCAUCAUCGGCAUGACGGUCAUCCAGCUGCAGGGCAUCGCCGACAGGGGCAGCUGCGCCUCCUGGUACCCCCUGCUCAGGAGCAUCUCCGUGGAUGAGACCGGGCUAACAAUCCUUAGAAUUCUUUCUCAGAGGAACAAUGAUGAAGUUGCUAAAGAAUUUGUAAGACUUAAAACAGAAACAAGAUCUGCUGAAGAAACGGCCUAA